AGCCGCAACUUCCGUGUAACAGCAAAUACAGAAAACCAAAGCACACAGUAUCAACGGUGCCACACAAGCGUGCUUUUGUUUUUAAUUUGUUUUCCAAAGACAGAGAAACAGUAACGGCAGCCAAACCUCAACAUCCGAUCAACAGGGACAAAAAAAUCUACUCAAUUAGGUAUCGCUCUCAACCCUUUACGCGUUGCGAAGCUUCAUAGUUUUUUCCUGUAGAGGAUAUUUUUCUGCGCAUCUCUUUUCGGGUUUCUCCGGCGUUUAGUGCAACUACCUAGUGAUUUCUUUGAAAAGGGGAAGAAGUACCUUUGUUUUUCCUGGGUCGUCGUUUUUUCUGUGCUCGUGCUUGGUGAACAAAUCCGUCUCCAAGGGAACCGAAGCGUCAGAAGAUGCCGCGCCACGACAACCGCCACGGUGCUUCACGGCGGCAUCAUCGUGCCGCGGCCCACCGCUCCCGACACGCAACCUACCGCAGGGGCGAAGAGGACAGCCAACCUUUCGACGAAGUUGUCAAAAGGCCAGGAAAGACGACACAACGACGGGGCGCACCCCGCUCGCGCGCGCCGUACCAGCACGAGCAAGACACCGACGACAGCGACGACUACCCGCGGCUGGCCUACCUCGAGAAUGACCACGCCUCCCGCCGCAACCCAAGCACCCCAAGUGCAGCAAGUGGGGCCAACUCAGCGCGCGGCAGGGGCGCUCCCCACCGCAGCCAGACUCCCCGUGGCCACACGACCAGCGCUUUACCUAGCACUCAGCUGGCGAGCUCGUCUUCACGGCGGCGCAACAACAACGACGUCGGCGGCAGCGGGGUGCGGCGAUCCAAACGUGCCACCGGCCUGGUGGAGUCCCCGGCGGACGUCACUACCUUAGACGACUACCAAACACCUAUCCGGCGCCGCCGCGACGAUGGACGGUACGUCUACGACGACGGCAACGGCUACAACGCGAAUGCGCCCCCGCAGCGCGGACACCACGGAAAGAGAGCGGCGGGCACAGGGGCAGGGGCGGGUGGUGACAACGUGCGCGAGCCGCUCCGCCACCAUCGCCCGAUGUCCGGAUCACUCCUUGGCGACGAGAGCACCAACAUCGACGUCCCCGUAGAUGUGAGUGAAACGUCGUCACAGACAGGCCCGUUUCAUUUUCGUGUCCGCGUCCACGAAUGCCGGAAUGCAUUCGACGACCUGCGCGACACGCACCGGGCGGCGCCGGCUGUCUACUUCGCCAUCCACACCGCCGAGAAGCGCGGUCACACUGGCGUAUCGGCGGGCGGUGGGGUUUACGACCCGGUCUUCAACGACGAGUUCAUCUUCACCUCGGCCGACCCGGAGCACGAUGCACUGGUGUGUACGCUGGUCGCCGUCGCGACCCCGUCGCAGCGUCGUGACAAGAAGGUGGCGGAGUGCGUGCUGUCGCUGCAUAAGUUGGCGUGGCAGGUGGAGCGGAUGGUGUGGGUGCCGCUAGUGCGUCACCCGGGCACGGAGCAGGCUCACGAGCAGGGUGAGGUUCGUGUGAGCAUCUUCUCGGAGGACUACGGCUACGACGAGGUGGCUCCCGAGGAGGAAGAGAUGGCCUGUUCGACGGCGGUGCACACCACCUUGCUGCGCUACGCUCCAAAAGAGCUGCACCGGCUGGACUGGCUGACCGCCGCCUACGUGGAUAAAGGGCCGGAGGGUUGGAAGCAGCUGGAGGCGUUGUACCGUGCCCGCACGAUGGAGCCCGUGCCGGUGAAGAUGAUGCUGCGGCGUGUAGAGGGGUUGAUGGACGAUGCGGGGCGGCCGGUGGGCGCCUGCGACGUGUACGUGGUCGUCGAUGAUGGACUCACGGAGCAGCAGUCGAGGAUGGCCGCCUAUCGCCACCGCGCCACCUUCAACCAGGACUUCCACAUGAUGCUGGUGGACCCGGAGACGGACACGAUGAACGUGACGGUCUUCGGCAACGGCCACAAACUCGGCGAGGCUGUGGUGGGCCUAACAAACGUUCAGGCCAGUGUGGCAAAGGAGGUGACGUUGAUGCUCGUGCGCGCCGCGGAGACCGGUGACGCGUCGAACGGCGGCCAGGUUGUCUUGACGCUCUUGACGGAGGAGUACAACAGCCCGCACCCCAUGACAGCCGCACAGGAGGCGAAGCUGCGGAACCGCGUGCGCAACUACCUCUGGUGCUACCUGCGCGACGACCUGCACCGCCUCGACGCCAUCGUCGGCAGCAUCGACAACGAGGACGUGUACAUGAAAGAGUGGACCCACACCAUCGGACCCGAGCGCACGCCGAAGCUGCUGUUGAUCAACGUGCGGGAGGCGACCAACAUCGGCGCCGAAAACAACGGCAUGGUGCCGCGGUGCUACGUGCGCGUGUGUGUAGGGCCUGAGACGCAGCGGACGGAGCUGGCGGUGUCACGCAACGGCUGCGUCGCCUUCAAGAACCCGCUUCACGUGCACGUCUACGACCCGGCGAGUGACGCGGUCGAGGUGAUGCUCGUUGCGGACAGCGACGACGGCGAGAAGGAGAUCAGCCGCGUCACCUUCGGCGUGGGCAACCUCCCACGCGGCCAGCGUGUGCCGCGGACGCUGCACCUCGUGGCGGACGCACUGAAGCGCACGGCUCACGUGCAGGGCGAGGUGGCUGUGGAAUUGAUGGCCGAGGACUUUGGCAACUCCGGCGCAAAUGCGAAGGCGGCCAUGACGAAGAUCUACUCCGCGAGCAGCACGCACAUGCAGCGUCUGGAGGGCAUCACGCAGCGCAGCUCUCCCGAGAAGCUGCAUCGUGUGCCGUUUAUACUGGACACCGCCACGCCGGACGAGGCGGAGCGCGUGGUGAAGGACGAGGCGAAGCAGCACGGCACCGACGUAGCCGUGGCGCCGAUGACGGUGAAAAUCGUUGGCGUACGAGACUUCAAGCCGGCUACGAACUUCUACGUGAAAGUGUAUCUGAACAAGGAGCCUAUCUUGCGCACCAGAGAUCUGAAGGGAGGGAAGGAGGUCACUUUGAACAUCGACGACAACAACGAACGCACGCUUCGCCUCGGCAAUGCGGCGCAGUCGGUGAUGACCUUCAAGGUGGCGCGGCAUCGCUCUGUGCUGAAGGGGGUGGUGCUGGGCGAGGCGGAGAUUGCCUUGUCGACGCUCAUUCGAGGUGAGAAGAACGUGCUGUGGCUGCCUUUCCUCCGCUCCUCAGACCACUCGAGAUCCUCUGCGAAAAAGUCCGCGUCCUGCACUGCCGGCAAUUCGGAGAAGAGGUUGAAGGAGACGAAGAACUCCCCGCCAACCGGUGCGAACGGGUCUUCGCAACCUUCGCAGCAACGGCAGCGCGACGACGCAGCAGCCGCGGCGCCGCAUGGCGGGGCAUCGCCCGUCGGCUUUCUUGGCGUGGAGCUGCAGUCCAUGGCCUUCCCCAACACGACGGUGACGGAGUACGUCAUUGAGGACGAGUCUGGCGCGAAGAGCGUGCCAGCGCAGACGGUGGUGACGGCGGACGUGACGUCGCUGGUGGCCAAGAUGCGGCCGAGUGAGCUGUCGAGGGUGCAGCCCAUGAUCGCGCAGUGCUCCUCGCUGAAGGACGCCCACGCUGAGCUGCGCGCACAGCUCAGCCCGGUACCGAUCGCGGGCACCGUGUACGUCCAAAUUCAAUCUGUCGAGCUGACGAGUCCCGAAGGGCAGCGGCAGGAGAGCCAGGGCGGCGUGGCGGUGGAGGCGUCGUUCGGCAACGAGCGUGGGCUGUCUCGCAAGGGUGGGGCCGACCUCGCCAGCGGUGCGGCUCGCUCCGGUCCGCGUUACUCGCAGAUUCGACUGGACAUUCCGGACAGCGUCGUCAGCCGCCGCGGCGGCGGCCGCAGAGAGGAAUCGGCGCGAGAAAGCACGGGUGUUCCGGCGCUGGAGCUGCGCCUCAUUGGGGGGAAGCCUCGCAACACCUCCGCUACCGCUGGUUGUGGUGGUGGUUUUGGUUCGUCUGAUGCUGCCGUAGCGCGCAGCGGUCAGGCAUUUGUGUACGGCGGUGCCGGGGACGCCUCUGAGGCGACGACGGAGUCGCGCUACGCGGGCGGCGAGAACAACAUCAACAGCUACCUCAAGUCGCCGAAGCGCCAUAGUCAUCACUGGGGCAUCAAGCAGCCAGACGAGGAGCGGGCGGGACAGCCAUCCACGAUGCUCAUUACACAGCAGCAGCACGAACAGUCGCAGAACCACAGCAGCUCCACGUCAGCGGCCCACAAUGGCGGUGAUGCUGGUGAGGCGUCGGUGCGUGCCGCGCCGAAGCGGACGUGGCGCGCCAAUAGUGCUUUUAACGAUGCGGCCUACUACCAUAACGCACAGACUACUCAACAGCAGCGUUCCCAUCCACCCGAUACCACAGAGGCGGAGUCGGAGAAACACUACUUGGGCGGUGCGAACAACCUCCGCAGCUACGUCGAGUCCUCUACGCAGUCGAAUUCGCGUCGUCAGAGCCCCCGCCGGCAGGACCACCGUACUCAGUCAGAGGUGUACAACAACAGCAGCCAUCGCAGCCGCACUGCGUCGCCGUCGCCCGCGCCGGGAACUGCCACGGGUGUGAGUCACGCCGCCCCCUACUGUGGGGAAAUCGGGCUGGUGCGUCUCUCGCUUCGCGCGCUGCUCACCACGCCGCUGUACAAGCUGGGUGAUACGAUACGGGUGCCGAUUGUUGCCCCGAACAUGCCUGCUUCGCUGUCGUACCGCGCCCGCCACUCGCCCGACGUAAAUCAGCGCUGUGUCGUCGGCCACGUCACGCUGCGCAUCGCCCUGCCCGCUUUUGAGCACAUCGCGGAGUCGCUGCGGCUGGGCAGCCGGCAUGUGAUGUCGAACAUUGUCCCCAAAUACGUGCACUACUACGAGCGCCGCAUCGGGGCGUACUUGCGCACGCACAACGCGCCCGAUCUCGUCUCCUUCCACUACAACCUGUACGAGCGCGAUGUGGCGACGGGGAGCUGGCCGGUGUCGUUGUUCGACUGGAUGCAGGCGUUGCUCAAACGGCAUGGACCGGAGACAGCCAACUUCGGCCCCGAGCCGCCGCUGCCGUUCGAUCCCGAGGAAUGGGAGCGUGCGCGGCAGCGUGACGAGUCGCUUCGCAAAGAACGAGUGGCCGCCAUUGCGUCCUCGAGCCGCGGUGACAGUCUCGCGGCAUCGGAGAGGGCUCUGUUUUCGCCCAGGACGAGCCCGUCAACGGAGGCGUCUCCGAGCCGUCGCAAGGAGAGUGCGCGUCGCCGCUCCAAGAAUUCGUCAAAAGCAGCAGCGGAGGCGACGUACAGCUUUUGA
Leptomonas pyrrhocoris is the source of this 5270-nucleotide messenger RNA. RefSeq lists its product as hypothetical. The record is from RefSeq and is a predicted model, not a curated record. NCBI's taxonomy places the organism in Eukaryota, Euglenozoa, Kinetoplastea, Trypanosomatida, Trypanosomatidae. The coding region runs from base 393 to 5270 and encodes 1625 amino acids. The transcript has a single exon.